This is a messenger RNA of Dreissena polymorpha, 853 nucleotides long. RefSeq lists its product as uncharacterized. The record is from RefSeq and is a predicted model, not a curated record. The coding region runs from base 71 to 832 and encodes 253 amino acids. Lineage: Eukaryota; Metazoa; Mollusca; Bivalvia; Myida; Dreissenidae. The transcript has 7 exons.
GUCACAAAACAUUGUGCUUGACAAACGAUUGAACGCUAGAUUGAUCGACUUUGGCCUAUCGAGGGAGUCAAUGACAGGAAGUUUUAAAACAACUGCACCUAUCCAAGGAACAAUAUUAUAUCAACCAUUAGACGAUCGCAAACUUAGUCGUCAAUUGGAUUAUUAUGCUUUCGGUGUUGUUAUGCGGGAACUUCUAACCGGCCUUGAUUUUCAUUGGAAAGAUGACAAGCAAACACCGUUACCACAAUUGGAUAUAAGGACGUUAGGCGCUUUGUUAGAGAGACGAAUAUGGGUCGUAAGUGAUGUCUUGAUUGCUUUAGUUGAAAUAACUCGGCAAUGCAUUGAAAGUGUACACAAUCGAGAAAACAUGACAUCAACUUCAAUGCGCAAAUAUUUGAAGUCGAUACUAGACAAAAAUGCGUCAGAUCAAAAGUGGACCAACUUAGGUGACAACCAUUGCGAAAUAUGUGUUAUAAAUGACCAAUUGGAAGAACCAUUAAAAAGCGAAAUUUCUUCUCAUCGGCGUAUAUACGACAUAAAUCAUGAUAACUGCGCAAAAAAGAUCAAAAUAUGCUUUGCCUGUAUGCGGAAUUCGUACAUAAAUCCAGUCAGGUGUCAGGAGUGCGACAACGAGAUCAAAGCAAUCAUAGGUGAUGGAUGGGGCGCUAUCCUAAUUGUUGGGUAUUGUGGUAAAAAUCAAGCUCUGUUUCAAAAUGAUGUCAAGAAGUUUGCAGAAGCCAUUUCAUCGAAAGUACUACCGUCAAUGUGUGUUAGAUGUAUCGUGCGAGUGAGACUUAAACUCGCGAAAAUGAAUGCGAUCCAACACGACUAAAGUUUAAGUGUUAUCAUGUUU